Lolium perenne is the source of this 1053-nucleotide messenger RNA. RefSeq lists its product as uncharacterized. The record is from RefSeq and is a predicted model, not a curated record. Lineage: Eukaryota; Viridiplantae; Streptophyta; Magnoliopsida; Poales; Poaceae.
GCAAGCCCCCGACUGCCCGAGGAGUCACGCACACACACCUGGAAGCAUCUAGAUUCUGGAGGCGUGGCACCGCAGCCGUCGCCCGCAGUUUCCAGCCACCACCCCGCGCCGCCGUGCACCUCGCGGCGGCGGACCACAGGCGAGAGAGAGGGGGGCAGUCGAUCGGGAGGGCGGGCGGGCGAGAUCGAGGAGGCGCCGCCGAUGGACCCGUCCGACGUCGAGAUGGCGCCCGCGGAGCACCCGCCCCAGGAGCCUCCGCCGCCGCAGCAGCAGCCGGCGGCGGCCGGGGACGGGUGGAGCAUGCUGUCACGCGCCCGCGGGCUGCUGGAGGAGGGCCAGCCAUCCCAGGCGCUGCAGGCGAUACUCAUGGCCAUAAGAUCUAAAGGUGGUGAUCAGGCUCUUAUGCAAACCCUGAACCGUGCACGUGAACUCUACAGGCAAAGGUCUCAACCCAGUCCCAACAUUGACGAGCUCGCUUCUUUCCUCGCAAGAUGCGCAAUAGCAGAGGCUCAGUCACCAAACACUAACCCGCAGCCGCAAGCACCUGGUUCUGACCCUGUCGUGAUGUUGGACUCUGACGAGGCUUGCAUACUUGCUGAGUGCGGCAGGAAGCAGAUUAUCUUGGACGCCUUCAGCGAUGGGAGCAGCUUCAUUUGCUUGAAAUGUGGUGGGCUCUUCAGCACUUCACGCAAAGAUGAACAUCUGGCCUACUGGUGUGGGGCUGCAUGAUCCUGGUGAUAAUUCCUCUACUACUGUAUAUCAGUGGUCGCCCCAGACAUUUAUCAUGAUGCGCGGGAUAUUUUGUAAAACCUGCUCUCUUUUUCGGUUACCUCUUCUUUGCUACAGGGAUGCAAGAGAUACAUCUUCUGUUCACUGAACCAAGUACAAAACGUUCUUAUGGCACCUUUUUGCUGGUGGUAAAUCAUGAUGGGCAUCGUCCUUUGUUAAUGUUUCUAGGUCAACGAGUCCUUAUAGUUGGUGUCUUGUAAUGAAAAUUUUCUGCUUGUCAUUAAACGGCGGCAAACUAUAUUGGAAGUUAGCUAACUGAUGGUA